Molecule: messenger RNA, 711 nt
Organism: Durusdinium trenchii
Lineage: Eukaryota; Dinophyceae; Suessiales; Symbiodiniaceae
Source: the annotation of a GenBank genome assembly
AUGGGCAGCAUGCUGGCGGCCUGUGGUGAUGCCACGGAGUGGGAAAGGGUGCUGCAGAUCUUCCUCCACGUAAAGAAUUCCAAGCUCAGCAAUAUGUUCACUUAUGGUGCUGCAAUCACAGCGUGUUCUAGAGGAGGGGCAUGGCCGCAAGCACUUCACUUGCUAAGCCAGGCCCGGAAAGACUCCUGUUGUGAUGCCAUCUGCAUGAAUGCAGCGAUCAGUGCAUGCCGCUCCAAUUGGGAGCUAAGCGUCGCGCUUUUGCAAGAAGCCAAUGAAGAACGUUUGGACACGGCAGUUGCUUAUGCAGCAGUGAUGACAGCAUGUGAUCGUUGUGAACAGCCUGUGAAGGUUUUGGCUUGCUGGGCAGCUAUACCGAAGAAGAGCCAUGCCGCCGCCUGCAGCCUUGCCUUGCGGGCUUGCGAGGCGACAUCUUCAUGGAACCUUGCUAUGAGGUGCCUUCAGAGUGCCUUGAAGGAACUACUCCAGCCUGACGCGGAGUGCAUUGGUGCGGCCAUUGGCGCCUCCAUUGAAGCCUGGCAAAGUGCGAUGCUUUUGAUGAAGGACGCCACACAGCGGUCCUUGCAGCUGGAGGUGGGUGCUGUGGUUGCUUACGCUUCAGCUUUGCGCCAGGGAGGGUGUUUUCAGAAGCUCAGGAGACUGCUUGGAGAAGUGGCCUUCGACCUUGGUGGAUUGAAGGGGUGUAGACGUUGA